Molecule: messenger RNA, 1010 nt
Organism: Cucurbita maxima (winter squash)
Lineage: Eukaryota; Viridiplantae; Streptophyta; Magnoliopsida; Cucurbitales; Cucurbitaceae
Product: PLASMODESMATA CALLOSE-BINDING PROTEIN 3-like
Exons: 4
Coding region: 168-779 (203 amino acids)
Source: RefSeq, a predicted model, not a curated record
AGAACGAAAAAGACGGGGAAAAAAAAGGUGAAUAGAGACACACAGGCACCGCCUCCACAUUCUUUCCCCACUAGAAAUCUCUAUUUCCCUUCCCUCUCUCUCUCUCUCUCUCUCUCUGCUUCGCCACAGCUCUCUGUUCUGUUCUCUCUCGGAGUUCGUGUUCAUCCAUGGCGGUUCUCUUGUUCUUUUCCUUGAUGUUCAUGGCCUUCACCUCUCAUUCAGAUGCUAUAUAUUGUGUUUGUAAAGAUGGAUUAAGCGACCAAGCCCUUCAAAAGUCACUGGAUUAUGCUUGUGGAGCUGGAGCCGAUUGUUCUCCAAUUCUUCAAAAUGGGGUUUGUUUUCAGCCUAAUACUGUCAAGGAUCAUUGUAGCUAUGCUGUUAAUAGCUAUUUUCAGCGCAAGGGUCAAGUCCAAGGGAGCUGUGAUUUUUCAGGCACUGCCAUGGCUAGCCAGUCUCCUCCUGCUGGAGCUUCUGGGUGCGUUUAUCCUUCAAGUCCCAGCAACGCAGGAACCCCGUCGACCACCGUCCCCGGCACGACGCCAGGAACAAUCACAAACCCAUCAACAACACCACCCUCAACCAUGACCCCAGGUAUCACACCACCCUCAACCAUGACCCCAGGUAUCACCCCGCCCUCGGUGUUCGGGGGUGGGAUAAGCCCGACAGGCGGGGUCGGGCUCGGUGGUAGCGGGAGUAGCAUGGAUGGAAGCGCUGCCAUUGCAGCAGCAGCCUGUAACAUGUUGUUGUUGUUCAUAGCCAUUGUGACAUCUUUGUUGUAAUGUUGUUUGAUGUGGGUGGAGAAUAUGGUUCCUUAUUUGAGUGGUGGUAUGAUUUUGUGGAAUGGGAACCUGAUCCUCUUGGAUGUUUUUUCACCUUUUGUGUAUCUAUUAGAGGCUGUAUUUUGCUUAAUUUAAUGGGGGUUUUUGCAACCACUAAUCAAUAAUUAUGCUCUUUUUUCAUUGUUAAUUUGUUUUAUAAUAAAGUUUCUGGGAUGUGUUACUAUUGUUAAA